AUGUAUUCUUUAGCUUUUAAGAAAGGAUAUCCUCUUAUACUUGAUGAGUUCAAUCUCGCUCAUGAAGAUGUUCUGCAAUGCAUUGAGUCUUCAUUAGAUACUGAAGAUUUAUACGUAGAUGAUCCAGCUUUAAAUGCUUCUCCCAUAAAAAUGCACGAAAACUUCAAGCUGAUAGCUACCCAAAACGAUUCUGAUAGUGCAUUUGCAUCAAUGCGUAAUAAACUGACAUCAAAACUCACAUCUCACUUCCAAAUUAUUGAGUUUAAUGAUUUUGGUGAUGACCAACUAACAUCUCUAUGUUCUAACUUCAAUAAAAACAUUUCAAAAGAUCAAAUAAAGCAAGUUAUUGAAUUUCAUAAAUCUUGUGCCUCAGAGAGCAACAGUGACUAUAGUUUUACAAUUAGAAACCUUAAGACUGCGCUUUUAUCUACAGCCGAUCCCAAAAAUUUAUAUCGUUCUUUAUUUUAUUAUUAUCAAUCGCUUCUUGGUCUUGAUAAAUCAAAUCUUAUUGCAGAUAAACUUAAAGAAUGCAAAAUAUAUCCAAACCACGAAGAAGGGCUCGAUGUUUACCAACUAUUUAAGCAAAAACAAAUCCAAACCACGAAGAAGGGCUCGAUGUUUACCAACUAUUUAAGCAAAAACAAAUCCAAAAUGUCUGGAAGAAUGAUGUUUUAA
Molecule: messenger RNA, 675 nt
Organism: Trichomonas vaginalis G3
Lineage: Eukaryota; Parabasalia; Trichomonadida; Trichomonadidae
Product: nuclear chaperone required for maturation and nuclear export of pre-60s ribosome subunits
Exons: 1
Coding region: 1-675 (224 amino acids)
Biological process (GO): ribosomal large subunit assembly; rRNA processing
Cellular component (GO): preribosome, large subunit precursor
Source: RefSeq, a predicted model, not a curated record